Molecule: messenger RNA, 3465 nt
Organism: Cantharellus anzutake
Lineage: Eukaryota; Fungi; Basidiomycota; Agaricomycetes; Cantharellales; Hydnaceae
Exons: 14
Coding region: 1-3465 (1154 amino acids)
Source: RefSeq, a predicted model, not a curated record
AUGAUUGGUACCGUUAGAAAGAGGAUCCCUGAACGAGACCGAUACCAUCAAUGGCCUGAACAAUUGCUGAACCUCAGCCAGCUGCAAGGACUCUACAACUGCAAGGAUGGUGGAAGGGCCUUCCGCCUUCUCAGGACAAAGUACAGGCUCAAUGUCGAUCACAGUUUUUAUGAAGACGGUGUCACCCAACACUUUGCCUACCGCACUGCAGGGCACCACAUCGACUUCUCCCUCAAAGUCCCGGAUCACAUCGGUUUUGAUGUGAUCCUUCCUCCCCCUUCCAUUAAUGUGAAUACCACCUGGGGUGACCUUGGCUUUGACCCCACAGGCAGGAUGCUCUUCAUCGGUACACAGGAUCAUGACAACAUCUUUCUUGCCAUGGCACCUCACUCAUUCCUAGAUAAUGAUAAUGAUCCAAUUGCACUGGGUACCCAAUCCGAGUGCACCCAGAUGACUCCCGCACAUGUCCAUAUGGCCACUUGCAUAAUUCUCUGGGCAAUGGGCCGUAUCCCCAACAGGAGCUACUCCACACAUGACAACUACUACAUAGAUUUGUCUGGGAGGCUUGACCAAUACAAGGCCAUCACAGAUUGGGUCACUAGCUCACAGCAAUCAUCAAAAGCGAUGUUAAAUCUCUCCAGUGUCCGGUCUAUGCAUGACACGAUGGUUCAACGAUAUGAAUCACACUUCUUCGAGAAUGCACCUGAGACAUGGCAUCACAAUCCUUGGUUCAAGGAAUCCAUACCAUUGAUUGUCUUGAUGAAAUAUGGUCAAGACCUACUGCUUGACACAAGUGAUGUCAACUUGGAGCAAACCAUCACUACCUUUGGACAAAACUAUUCUUUCGAGCACAUAUCACGUUGGAGCUUUGCCAUUGCCACCCACUUGUGUGCCGUUGCUGUUGCUAAGACAGUCAACGUGGACCCUGCAACUAUCCUAGAAGAGCAUGAUGAGGUUUAUGAUGAAAAUAAUGAACCAAUCACUGAUCUCACCAAUCUGCCAUACCAGGACAUAGAUGGAAAUGAUGUUAACAUCUAUGACUCAGAGAAAAAUAGGAUUGAACAUAGAGUCCAAUUUUUCAGUGCAACAGCUGCACCAGGGGGCCCUCUCUUCCAGUUGCACGAUGCCCCAACGAUGUUUGACCACUUCCAUUAUGGUGACCGGACUGGAAAUGUGUCCAUCUCUGUCUACCCACAAGCAUUCAUGACAUGCUUUGGGCAUGUGCAAGCAAACACCAUCCUCCCUGAAUUCCACAGGGCUGCACAGGGAAUCAACAGUGAAUUGCUUUCUCAAACAAGGCAAAGACAAAGCCAUGACCCCAUUGGAGAAGACAGUGAUGAUGACAAUAACGAUAGUGACUAUGCACCCUCAAACCGAGAAUCUGAUGAUGACCAACUGCUUGGUGGUGAUGAACUUGACACCCAGGAGGUUGAGGACCUCCUCCAUCAGCAUGCUGUGGAGCCCCUAAAGGAACGCACAAAGGCUGAAGAGAUGUCCUCCUAUGUGGAGCGGGGGAUGCCAUUCGACCGAAUGAAGCACAAACUCACAUCCAAUGAUCCUGACUUGCGACCACCAACUGAUCUCCGACUGGAGAAUUAUUGGACCAUCAACUUUUCUGGAAUUGCACAAGAGAAACGGACUGGAAGAGCUGUUUUCGAGAAGAUUCUCACCCCCCUUGUGGACACAUGGGUUGAUCCGGAAUUGGUAGACAAACUCAGGCACAAUUUGGUCAUCUUCAAACCUGAGGUCCUUCAGCAGACAUAUCUUUGGACCACAUACCCUCUCUUCUGGGCCAUAGAUCACAUCUACCAAUCCGAAGUCCGACACAAGAGAGAGGGACAUCCAGCAAACUUGCUGCUCUUUGGGUUCUGUGGUGCAGGAAGGGUGCUGUCCACAUAUGUGAUGGACCCUCUUUUGCUUUCUGUUGGAAUCAAGGAAACUGGAUUCCCAUGUCUGAGUGACAUGGUGGGGAUCCACCUUGAACAAAUGGAAAAGAUUGAUGUCGAUGCAUCCAGAUGGCCGAAAGAUGCUGCUGGAGUCCCACGCUUUGCAUCAAAGCCACAUAUGAUUCAUUCUUCUGUGUGCGCAUGGGAGUACGACCUUUCUCUUAAGUCUCUGGAGGAAAUUAAUCAUAUGAAAGCCACCUGCUUCAUUGAGCAUAUCCACCUUGGUCUUCACACCACCGAACAUCUCCCCACCUCCCUCCCAAGGGAGGAGAAAAUCCUUCAGUCACUAGCCAGUUAUGUGGUUGAAACACUCGAGACAAAUGCCCUCUAUGAAAUUGAGAAGGGAAUCAAGAAAUCCCUGAAUGCAAGCUAUGCAACUGCAGACCGAGAUGACCGACGUCGCCUCAAUAUCCAAGCUGAUGCACUCAAGGAACUCUUGUCCAGGGCACACCCCUUUGACAAUUCUAAAGUGGCCACAGAGUGCCAGAUUCUCACACUUGCCACCUCCUCUCAAGCCAUACACUCAAUUUUGAAGAACCUGCCCCACAUUGAUGUCUAUGAAUGGGUCCAUGGCUUGUAUGCAAUGGUCACACUGCCUGACCUUGUUCAAAAAUCAUCAUCAACAAGGAGGGCCUUGGAUUUUGACAAGGGGAGGUCAAGUCAAUGGGCACAGUAUGAUUCAUGGGCGGACUUGAUAUACCCCAGCAGGAAUGCAAGACGACCUGAUCUGGGAACCAUGUCUGAUCCAGAUCGCCUUGCAGCCUCCAUUGCCAGCACCCAGAUUACAGAGGGAAACCCACAGGCAUCAUGGCACUGGACUGACGCAAGGCUUGGUGACCUUACAUGGGUCAUCAAACGUUCUCGACUUCCACUUGACUGGAUCCAGCAAGACAUCUUGAAGGACCCGAUGUCUCAGGAGCUCACGAAUUGGGUCACCAAGAGCUAUGAUAUGUCAGAUGCAAGAUUCCACAUCAGCCUCAUUGCUGCGUUCAUCCUCACUGCAUGGGCUCCCUUCCAUCAGGUCAAACACAAUGAAGAGAAGAUUCCAGUGGAACGGGCAAAGGGUGCAAACAUGGUUGAAUAUGCCAACAGCCUUGUAUGGGACUGUGAAUAUGGGAAGACUCAAUCAGGGUGGAAAGCAAAGCCACCACUCUUCCACCUCUGGUUGAUAUACAUUUGCGGUAUUUUGGUGGAGGACAGUCCUUGGUGGCAGAGACACGAACAGAAGGCCCGAACUCAGUCCAUCAAACUGGCCUCCCAUACUGCUGAGCAAGGAAAAAAUGCGGAGAUGAUGACCACGUUCAACACCAAGCUCCAGAGGAAAGGGGUCACCAUUGCUGUCCUUGCCCAACUCCACCUGGUAGAGGCCUGCAAACCUAAUGCAUUCAAGCCUGGGAGUCGCUAUCAGAUGGACUGGAGGCGCCAUCCGAAGGAGGUAUUGGAGUCUAGGCUUGCGACCAUUUCCAAGCACCUAGCCCAACCUCCACACAUGUGCCCUGUGUUCUGUGCAGUGCGAUAG